Messenger RNA from Epinephelus moara (kelp grouper), 1265 nucleotides. Its product is annotated as trace amine-associated receptor 13c-like. The record is from RefSeq and is a predicted model, not a curated record. The transcript is spliced from 3 exons. NCBI's taxonomy places the organism in Eukaryota, Metazoa, Chordata, Actinopteri, Perciformes, Serranidae. Gene Ontology annotation, molecular function: trace-amine receptor activity. Gene Ontology annotation, biological process: G protein-coupled receptor signaling pathway. Gene Ontology annotation, cellular component: membrane. The coding region runs from base 1 to 1008 and encodes 335 amino acids.
AUGGGAAGCUGCCAGAGCUGCAGCUCUCUGAAGAUGGAGGAGCUCUGCUUUCCACAACUGCUCAACACCUCCUGCAGAAAGCCCACCUCUCCUUGGGCCAACUUUGUGCUCCUUAACAUUGUGCUGUACUUUAUCUCUCUGCUCACUGUGGCUCUUAACCUCCUUGUCAUCAUCUCAGUCUCCCACUUCAGGCAGCUCCACACACCCACCAACAUCCUCCUCCUUGCUCUGGCUGUCUCAGACUUUCUCGUGGGCCUCCUGGUGAUACCGGGAGAAGUCCUGCUAAAAACAUCCUGCUGGUUUCUUGGUGACCUCUUGUGUUUGCUCUAUAAUUAUGUGUCCUUCAUCAUUACGUCUUCUUCGAUAGGAGACAUGGUGCUCAUAUCAGUCGACCGCUAUGUGGCUAUUUGUGACCCUCUGCAUUACACCACCAGAGUCACUGUGAAAAGAGUUAAACUCUGUGUGUGUCUGUGUUGGCUCUGUGCUGUUUCUUACUGCAGUCUCUUGUUAAAGGAUGACCUGACUCAACCAGGCAGGUAUAAUUCCUGCCAUGGAGAGUGUGUGAUUGUCAUUAACCACACUGCAGGAGUUGUUGACCUUGUUGUAACCUUUAUUGUUCCCAUUUCUGUCAUUGUCGUUCUGUACAUGAGAGUAUUUGUUGUGGCUGUGUCUCAGGCUCGUGCCAUGCGCUCUCACAUCACAGCUGUCACUCUCCAGCUUUCAGUGAAUCAAAAAACAAAGAAAUCUGAGCUGAAAGCAGCCAGGACUCUUGGUGUUCUUGUAAUUGUGUUUCUAAUAUGUUUCUGCCCAUAUUACUGUGUCGCUCUUGCAGGUGAAGCCAUGGUCAGUGCUUCAACUGCAUCCACUGUACUCUAUGUGUUCUAUUUUAACUCAUGUCUUAAUCCAUUGAUCUAUGCCUUGUUUUAUUCCUGGUUUAGAAAAGCAGUUAAACUCAUUGUCAGUCUUCAGAUUCUGCAGCCUGGCUCCUGUGAGACCAACAUACUGUAGAGAGGCUGUGGAGUGACUGAAAUGAGGCCUGCUCCACCAAGGUUUUGAAUUAAAAAUCACAAAAAGUGAAGUGAAAUCUCUCUAUACAGUAUGUAAACAAUAUAUGAGAAAACUGUGCCCCCCCUCGUGGCCCAAUAGCUAAAGUGCCCUCCUGGGAGACAAAAUGUGCGCUAAAGUGCCCUUUUUUUUCUUUUCGCCCCUGCCCUUCAAAAAGUUUGUGCACGCCACUGCACAUAAGUAUGAGAAAUGUGAAAAGU